Molecule: messenger RNA, 366 nt
Organism: Lasiodiplodia theobromae
Lineage: Eukaryota; Fungi; Ascomycota; Dothideomycetes; Botryosphaeriales; Botryosphaeriaceae
Product: DNA-directed RNA polymerase i polypeptide
Exons: 3
Coding region: 1-366 (121 amino acids)
Biological process (GO): DNA-templated transcription; termination of RNA polymerase I transcription
Cellular component (GO): RNA polymerase I complex
Molecular function (GO): zinc ion binding; nucleic acid binding; DNA-directed RNA polymerase activity
Source: RefSeq, a predicted model, not a curated record
AUGUCGGCAAUUGGUUCGCUGGUCUUUUGCACCGACUGCGGUAACCUUCUUGACGGCAGCUCCGGCGACUCGAAGGUCACUUUGGUCUGCGAUGUCUGCGGCGCUUCCUGCAAAGACACCGCCGCGAAGACAAUCGUGACCCAGUCGAAGCCGUCGUCGUUUCCAUCUUCGCUCCGCGACAAGCGCUCAGAGCUGCAGACCCUCACCGAGGACGAUAUGCAGACGGAUGCCACGAUCAGGCAGACGUGCGAGAAGUGUGGCAGGGAAGAAGUCAGAUAUUACACUCAGCAGCUGCGUAGUGCAGAUGAGGGAAGCACGGUCUUCUACACCUGCGAGUGUGGUCACAAAUGGAACACGAACAACUAA